GAAAGGACAUUCAUUUUCAAUUUUCAUUGUCAUGAAUAGAUAAACAAUAAAUUUGAUCGAUGACGAUGCGUGUCGGAACCAACGGCAACGGUACAACGGCAAGGCAAGGCAGGGCAAGGCAGAUUCCGGCAAUUGCAUAAAGUUGGGCGGUUACCGCGAUUGGCAUGUACAGGUACCGAACCGAGUUCCGAGACCGGCAACGCUUCCGACGGAACACGGCACGGUUUCGUUGUUGCAUUCAUGGCUUCAAGUUCUCGGGCACUCACUCGGAGGCCUUCCGAGACUUCGAUCACAGAUAAGCCUUGGCGGUGCGCGUACAUGCUGGCGAUGAUCAUCAAUAACAUCCUGUGGCUUACCAUCUUCUCCUUGGGUACCGUACCAGUUCAAGCACAAAGUAAACAGAAACCACUGUCUACACCCAACAGCAACAACAACAACAACAACAACAACAACAACAACAACAACCAAAUGGCGGACUACAACCGUUCUUCGAGUGGUGGUUGGAAACCCGUCCUCGACCCCACCGACAACAAGACCAUCAUCGGCCACCACUGGCGCCGCCAUGACUACGUCCCCGGCGAGGAAGCCUUGGCCCUCCAGACCCUCGACAUGUGGAUUCCCAUCUCCCCGGCCGCCUUAUCCUACGGCAAACCUACCCCCAACACACUGCUCGGGGACGGAGCAAAGGCCCCCUGGCUCAUCUACAUCCACGGCGGCGCCUGGCGCGACCCCGCCAUCGACUCGUCCUCUUUCAACGCAAGCGCCACCAAAAUCCUCUCGUACCUCGCUCAACAACCCCUUGAGCAAAGAAAGAAGACAGUGGCGGGGAUCGCCUCCAUCAACUACCGCCUCUCCCCCUACCCUAACCACCCUAUCCACCCUUCUAACGACCCGUAUGACCCCAACCGCACCGCCAAGCACCCUGACCACAUUGCCGAUGUGCUUACCGCGCUGGGGUUCCUCCGAAACUACUUUGGAAUGAAGGAGUACGUGCUGGCGGGCCAUAGCUGUGGCGCGACGCUGGCGCUGCAAGCCUGCAUGUCGCCCGAGCGGUGGGGGCUGGCUGGGACUGCAGAGUGGCGCGCAGGAUGGUAUAAUGUAGCAAAGCCAAAGGCAGUGGUGGGGUUCAACGGGUUGUAUGAUCUCGCGGGUUUCAUUGCGGAUCCCCCGAAAGGUUAUGAGAGGUGGAGGGAGGCGUAUAGAGAGUUUGUUGUCGGCGCGUUUGGGAAGAAGGAGGAGGAUUGGAAAAAGGUGUGUCCUGGGAGUAUCGCGGAGGGGUGGGUGAGGGAGUGGAAUCUGACUCAACAACAAGGGGAAGAAGGGAAGAAGAGGAAGGUGGUGCUGGUGCAGAGUUUGGAGGAUAGCUUGGUGCCGGUGAAGCAGACGGAGGGGAUGGCGGAGUAUCUGGAGAGGGAGAACCAAAAGGUGGCAGACGAGGGUAAAAAGGUUGAGGUGGUGGUGUUGCGGGAGGAAAAGGGUGGUGAUCAUGAUGAGGUUUGGAAGAAGGGGGAGAGGUUGGGGGAGAUUUUGCUGGGGGUUUUGAAUGGGGAGAUUUGAGCAUCUGCUGUGAUAAGCUACGGGUUACAUGGGCUUUUGUUCGGUUGGAGGCAAAAGUAUGCCCUUUUCAAACAUCCAUUGAGCGUGGUCAAGGUUCCCAGACAAUUACACAUUGCAUGCAGAGAAAAAUUGCUGGUUUAGCCAUGUUGAACGCAAUGGCUUGAAAGCCUAUUUAUCCGUACUACAUCAGCGUCAAAAGACUAUGAAGCAAUCCUUUAGAGUCUUUUUCAAGUCUGACGAGUAUAGUCCGUGUAACAGCGACUACUGCAAUGGGCUGAAUGUGGGCGAAUAGUCUUUGAGACAUUGUGGUUGCACGGGGAGUUGAAGAGACUUUUGGAGCACCACAUCACAUUGGACAUUGGCAGUCAACGGACCAGCCAAAAAAUGAUUGUCUUUUUUCAGAGCGUCG
Molecule: messenger RNA, 1966 nt
Organism: Neurospora hispaniola
Lineage: Eukaryota; Fungi; Ascomycota; Sordariomycetes; Sordariales; Sordariaceae
Product: alpha/beta-hydrolase
Exons: 2
Coding region: 241-1557 (438 amino acids)
Molecular function (GO): lipase activity; arylformamidase activity
Source: RefSeq, a predicted model, not a curated record